AUGGUGGCGGAGACCAUGGGAAUCUGGAUGUGGAUCGUGCCUGAGAAAUAUAAGGUGUGAGCCAUAACCUUUGCUUUGGUAAUUGAGUGAAUCUUCCUUAUAAAAUUAACUAUACAUGUACUUAGGUUGCAAUGUUUAGAUUAUUCUGCUUGUGAAACCUAGACUGUGUGUCGAAACAAGGAACCUCUUGAAGUGGAUUACACCACCCUAUUAAGGGCAGCUGAAUUUUCCUGAGAAAAAGCACGUAGAUGGGUAGAAUUAACGGUAGACAUUGCAAACGUUAGCUAGAUGCGAAGACUUAAUGUGGUCUCAGGAACAUUUCCUGUACCUUUAUUUUCUCUACAAAACACAUGAUGGUCAUAUACACGGCACUUUUUUCGCUUUGUUGCUGAAGUUUUGUAAAGGAUCGGUGAGAUUUGUAAAGUUUGAUAUGCCACCUAUAGCAUAAUUCAAUUUUUUUUUCUUCAGAAAUCCUGAAUAACCAGUCUAGCCACAGCUGAUCAGUAGGAAAUUAGACUGAUUGUUCAAAUCGAAAAGACCCAAAAUCCAUUAUCCAAUUAAUCGUCCUCCUUCUCCCUAACCCUAUCCUCAGUUGUGAAGUCUCGCUCUCGAUGCAUGUCGGACACCAAAAGGCAGUUGCGCUAGCUUGCACGUCGUAACAUAGCUAAUGGUUUUCUUUGCCGCAUCCUGAAGCUUUUUGGAAUUUUUAUGAUCUAGGACGCAAGGGGCAGGGAGAUUACAGUAGUGCUGUUGGAUUCAGAAGGGAUUGACGCUGCCUCCGGUGUAGGCCGUGACGAUAAUCAGAUAUUUACUUUAACUGUUCUUUUGGCCUCCGUGCUCAUUUAUAACUCAAGCAGUGUCCCCACAAGGCGUGAUCUCGAGGGUCUCGAGUAUCCUUGCUAUAUCAAACUUUUAAUUGUCUAAUUACUACAGGUGUUGCCAAUAAUACGCGCUCUGUGCAUUCUUUGUUUUUUUUUUUUCUUGCGUCCAAAAACUUCUAGUUCGCUUCUGGGACAAAAAUCCUGGUACGUGAUGUAAGAUUACUGAUAGCAAUAGAGCAGUAUUCAAUAAGUGUCGAAAAUGGAAAUGCAUGGUUCUUGCCAUACUACUGUCUGUGAUUGUUCCAAAACAACCGCGCCAAAAUCUCAACCGAUCUGAUUCAAAACCAAAACCCGUCACGACUGAGUCACCCGUUUCUUUAUCGCGCUUCAUGCUGUUUGCUUGUUCUUACUUUGAGUUCUCAUUAGCUCCUUUCUCCUUUGUUCAGAUUGCCGCAUUAUUAUUCUGCGUUUGGUCAUAAGACACUGAAAUGUGUUGUGCUAUAUCAUUAUCUCUCAACGAGGGGCAGAGAAGGUGUACUUAUUUUAAACGUUAGUAUUCUUAUUAUAUAUAAAUGUCAUUAAAGUUGAGAUUUCCUUAAUUUCUCUUUAGCUUUAUUUCAAAGCUUUCUGGACGAAUUCACGCGCGAUCCGACAGGGGAGCGACUCUUCACCAAAACGAGACAGAAUUCUUUCACAGAACGUUUCCUUUCUUUAUUUGGUUGCUGAGGGAUGUAACGCAAGCUGUGCCAGAAGAUUGUAAGGACAUAAAGGAUUACUUUUUGAAAAAGAUUAGAAUCCAAACCGUUUAAAAUUAUCACGAUUUAGAUAUAACUAUCGAUUGAACUUCGUGUUCAGAAUUGUGAACUUACUUGGGUAGUUAUCGAAAAAUUCGUUUUUUUUUUUUAACUUGAGUUCUUUGAAAAGCACAGAUUUGUCUCACUACUUGAUAUACAAAUUUAGUUUGUUUCAUUACUCAUUUUCCGAGUACAGGUGUUAAUGGCCAUUUUGACUUAUGUAUUUAUCGAUUUUGGCCUCUCAUGGAGGAUAUUCCUCAUAUCUGGUAUCUACAUAUUAUUAACAAUGGACGAGAAUAGUUCAAUUCCCAAAUAUUGUCACCACAGCAUCCGAUGGGUGGAGAUUGGUACUCGUAUGAUUAACUUUGUGGUGAAUAUUACUUUCCUAGAAUGUAAUUAGUUUGAUAGAUUGUUAAUUGAUAAUUGCUUCACACAGGUUUUCCGUCAGGAGGAUUCCGGAAGUGAGAGUCAGAAGAGUCAGAAGGUGGCUGAGGGCAUCUUAGGAUUCUUUCCUGGUUUUGAAGCGUUUUCCCUACCUCCUCCUACAGCUGAUGAAGAGAUAAUGAGAACUAUCUGCGAGAAUAAGGAUCAGUUACAGGCAAAAUUUUUGCGCCAAUUGGAGGACUUUAAAUACUUGAUUAAGUCCAUACUGGUCCCAAAACACAGUUACACUGAAGGAGAGCUCGUCACUGGGGAAGGUACGUGUUUUUAUACGCCUUUGUUUCUUUGCUUUAGAAAUGUUUAACAAUAAUAACGUGUCUCAUUAAAAACAGUGAAUGGAAUAAGUUGGGGUCAUAUUGGAUUCAUGAAUGAAAACUGUAAUAGUUGCCAAAUGAAGGGAACAGCAAUGAAAGUACUUAUUGACAAACCAAUGAUUGCUUUGUCGUAGGUCUAGCCGCUUUGGUAACCCAGUACGUUGAUGCAAUCAACACCCCUGGCUUUGUGCCCAAUGUACAAGGUGCUUGGGACCUGUUUGUAGAAACAAAAUGUUUUGAAACCAAAAAAGUUUGCGAGCAGAAAUAUGACGAGCUUAUGACCUUACAACUGUCUGAAGUUUUACCAUGUGAUAAUGACGAAAUACGUGCCUAUCACAACUCCGCACUGGAGGAAACUGAAGAACUGCUCUUGAGGGAGAUGAUCGGCAUUUCAACGAAUACUGUAGAGAAGCAACUGAGGCAACUUAAGGUGAAGCUCCUCAGCUUUAACUAUGACUAUAAGAUACAGGCUUAAGACGUAUUUAUAAUUAGCAUCAGUAGCUCCCUUAUCCAAGUCAAUGCUUGGGGGGGAGGUGGGGGGGCAGGCCAAUAUCACUUGACUCUUCUGUCUCAAGUUCAUUGAGCAGUUUCCUCGCAAGGGGAAAAUUGUAACCUUACGGGAGAAGUGUGGUAUUUAGGUAAUUUACACAAAAGUCACCUGAACUUGGCUGCAGGGACUUGCUGUGAGGGUAAUGUAAGCCAACUUUGCUUAGCAAUCUUGUUAAGCCUUCACCUCCCAUGAGUCACAAGGGGAGAAUUUCUCCUUACAAUAUCAAUAUAUUAUCAAGCAGACAAGCGAUGAGAAUAAAGUAAAAUAUCAAUUAGGGGAUUAUUGCUCAAUGCAAUACCAAAUUUUCCAAAUUGACAUCAGAAGAAUUGUGUGAUAGACAGUAAGGAGAAUUACUAAUGAGAUCUUGGAAAUUGGAGGGUUAAGCCAGUAGUGAACUUAUUCCAGGAGUCAGUCUUUUUAAACAAUGUAACGAUUUCCCUCGCAUUGUAAUAUAUAUUGGGUUGCUUUAGAGGUGUGCAUUCUCUACCUUUAAACUUAAUUUUUAAUUGUUUUAUUUUUUCUUCAUACGAUGUAAUUUCAGACGUCCUUCAGCCGACGGUUGAACGUGUGGCAGACGAAGAAUUCAAAAUUAACGAAACAGUUAUGUGAAAAUCUUCUGUUGAAACUAAAAGCAAAACACUUAGAUCCAGUCAUCGAGCAGCUGCAGGGAAGAGAUGGCUCGAAAUUAUCAUUUGAUGACAUCCUGAGAGUUUACCGACAUAUCAAAGACGACUACGAUGUAAAAGCAAAGGGUGCUAAAGAUGCCAUUGCUGAUGCGUUUGCCGAUUUUCAUCCCGUAAGAAAACAUUAUUUCCAAUUAUUAGUUUGUUGAUGCAGAUUCAUAUCCUGAAUGGAAAUAAGGGCAUUUUCUCCACUUCAAAGAAGAGCCAAAUUGACGGAUAUUGUACCGACUGCAAAGUAAAACAAAAAUUUUUCAAACGAAUGUUGAAAUUUAUUCAUUUUAAUGGAAUGCCUGUUGGUGAACAGCUACCAAAUUCUGCUUUACACCAAGGCCACUUAAAAAGACCGAGAUUGACAAAUCAUCAUAACGUUAGUAUGGGCUGCUUUUUAAAAAACGAAUACUGUUUGGCACUUCCAAAUUUUUUUUGGAACUUGCAGAAAAUGUUUUGGACCUGAUCUGAUCAAAAGUGUAUGGUUUUUCAUUGAAAUACAAGUUCAUGCUGUGUUAUGUUAUAUGCCAAAUUGUUCUUCGACAUUUAAGAGGUUUCUUAUUUCCGGAUGGGAGCUGAACGUUACAGGCGAUGUGCGCAUCUCAACUAAUCGAUGUUCUUCUGCUAUAUAUUUUACUAAUUCCCUUCUAGAAAAUAGCAGCGGAAACAAAGCAAUACAUUAGUGUCCUAAGGCAGCUAAAAGAUUUCGACGAACGUGCAGCGAAAGACCUGGCAGCCAAAGCUUACAUGGAGAGGGAAAGGAGACGACUUGAGGUAAGUUAGUGGGAUGAUAAUAUUGCGGAAAAGUCAGUAUGGUGAGACUAGCGUUUAAAAAGGGUCGAAAUGCUCCGAUGGACUGAAUAAAACCCGACAGAAAUGCAAAGCCUAACAGUAGUUACUUGAGACUGGGCGGUGAGUUGUGCGUGCUCCUAUAAAACUAACCUUACGGUUGACUGCGACAAACUAAACUUUGUUUCUGUUACGUUUUUUUCUUCAGGAAGAGCGGAUUCGCUUAGAGCAAGAAAAUCAAGAACAAGAGAAGGAGGUAUACCGUCUUUUUAGCUUAGUUUUAAUAUAUCAUUGUUUACUUAAUACGUUAUAAAUAUGUUGUUAUUUAAAGGGAGAAAAAUAACAAAUAGUUACAAUUUUGAGUAAUUUUAUCGCGAAAUGCAAAAGAACUGACUUUCAAAGUACUGGCUCUUCACCAUCCCCUCUUUCGUAGUUGGAAAAUAUUAUAAUGCAUCCAUCUUUUCUCCGAAAAUAAAGUCCUUGGUCAGCGCUGCAUAUAUCAGGAUUGGUCAACAAGGAGUGACCAUGUUUGAGACUUUUACCUUAACUUUCGUCGUUAGUACACUUAGCAGUAAGAUCGUCUUUUUCUGUUUGCUAAGAUGAUAAUGCUGAUUACCAGAUCAGAAGAAGAAAGAGCUGGAAUGCAAGAGGAAAUGAGAAAUGAGAUGGAACUGGAGCAAGGACAAUUGCAGAAUAUGAGGGAGGCAGGCUUAGGGGAAGCUGAGCUGAAACGAGAUGCUUUCAUCCAAGAGAAACAUGUCCUAGAGGAGCGGUUACUGCAAAUGCAAAAGAAAAACGAGGAACAUAUGAAGAUGAUGAAAAGGUUGUCAGAAAUGAUCGCCAAACACCAAAGGGAGAAAAUAGAGCUUCGUGAACGAAUAAAAGAACGUCCUCAGGGAGAGAUCGAAGAGUCCUUGAAGGAACUAAGACGAAGGCAAUCAGAAGAGGAAAAUGAACUCCUAAAGAAGAUGGAUAGUCUUCAACACGACAACCUUUUAAGAGGAAAAGAAGAUUUUUGCGCCGAAACGAAAGAUGACGAAUGUGCCAAGAAGCUGGAGGAGGUUCCUGAGAUGAUGGCCUCGAGGGCUCAAAUGGUUGGCGAUCUAAGGAAAAGAAUGGAAGAAAACGAAGAAGAGCAAGAAUCACUUGUCAAGAUGGUCCUUCGUGGUAUAGCAAACGUUAGUCCUGCGGUUGGGAAAUUAAUGGCCCUUUAUCCUCCAGCGCAACCUUACGCUGAAGCAGUCGGCAACGGUAUCGCUGAUUUUGCUGAUGCUUUGUCGAAAGUUGACUGCCUUAUCAUGUGAUGAAGAACACCGCAGUUGCUACCGGACAUGAAAUGUGUCUUACAUUUUUAUAGAAAAAUGUUUUUGGUAAUUUUACUAAUCACCACUUAACCGUAGGCAUAGCUGAUAUAUAAACGAUUAGCUAGACCUUUUACUGUCAAGUCCGAGAGAGGGCUCUCAUCCUUAAAACAUGGCCCCUUUUCCGUCGCAAUGUUUCAUCAGCUUCAAAUGUGUAACAGCGAAACUUAAAUUGCUUAUUUUGCAAUUGCGGGAAAUUUCGCUGUGGCAACUAAACUUGAGUCAGUAAAGUCCAAUAAGGAUUACAUUUGUAUUUAUUUUUUAUUGACUUAUUCGUAUUACUAGCCUUUUAUCAUUCCCAAAAUGUUUGAGACAACAAGAAAAGGAUAUACGCUGUGGCUUGCGGUGAUACUCUGUUGUAUCUUGAGACUAAGCUAAAGCCGUAUCCUGUAAAAAUGAAGAAAAAUAUUUUUCCGUAAGAUUAUGAAGCCCAUUCUAAUGUGAGAUUCAUGAAAGAUGCACACCGUUCAUAGGCCCAUGUCCAUGAAAAUAUGUUAAGGGCCGACCCAAAUAGCUUUUCUUGUCUAAAGUGUAAAGUUAUCACUGGAAUAUUAUUGUAGAAGAGGCAAACGCUGUGCUUUGAACGAGCAAAUUUAUUUUUCGUCUCAAGGUGACUGAAAUUUUUUGCUAACGAUUAAUUCUGGGAUUUUACAAUCAAACAGUAGAUUAAAAACAAAGGAGGAG
Molecule: messenger RNA, 6425 nt
Organism: Pocillopora meandrina
Lineage: Eukaryota; Metazoa; Cnidaria; Anthozoa; Scleractinia; Pocilloporidae
Source: the annotation of a GenBank genome assembly